Molecule: messenger RNA, 720 nt
Organism: Heterobasidion irregulare TC 32-1
Lineage: Eukaryota; Fungi; Basidiomycota; Agaricomycetes; Russulales; Bondarzewiaceae
Exons: 3
Coding region: 1-720 (239 amino acids)
Source: RefSeq, a predicted model, not a curated record
AUGUCGCGUGGGCUGCUUGCCACUGCAGGAGACGCCCAAGGGGGUGUCUGUCCUUGUUCGUCUCAGAUGGUCUCAAUCCGCCAUUUCCAAAGCACGGCGCGGGAGGGGCACAUGUUCGCUUUCGCUGUGUCCUUCACGGACGACGAUCCGACCUCCCGUCGCGGUUUCUCGAUCGGCAACUCCCAUCGCUUGCAUCCUGCUGUGAGUCUCGCACACCAUCGCGCUCUCUGCAGUCGUCGGCGCCCGACGCGCCUUCCACUUCCAGACACGUUCUUCGCUGGGUGCUCGGUCACCACCCGCAGCGGACACAGCACCACCCAAAUCACGCCCGUGCCGCUAACUGAUCGCCCACAACCCGUCCAUCCCGUUCUCUACUCCCUGCCAGCCCGCCAGUGCCCGCCGCGAUCCCCGACCCCGCACCACCACCAUACCGCCGACACGCACGCCCACGCCCUACGCGACGAACAAAUGGACGACGGGCGGAUGACGGACGGAAUCUGGCGGGACAUGCUCGAUGCGACGCCGUCCGCUCACUGCGCGCUCUGCGCGUGCUGGACACGCCACUCGGGAUCCGCAGGCAUCUGUGCCGCACAUGCGGAUGGUGGGGGCCCGCGCACACCGUCGAUGGCUUCCAUGCCUGCGGGAUGUAUCCAUUAUCCUUCCGGCGACGGGCGCUACCCUCGUGUGCACGCGCGCGGGAGUAUGGGGGACCAUGAUUAG